UGAGGAAGAAACAGGCUACCGGAGAAAACGUAAACAAUCACCGCUCCUUACUCCCUCUUUAUGAUAGCUUUAUUGAAAGUCUGUGUUCCAGUUUCUGUGUAUAGAUUUCAUUCAAUAUUUAAAUCAGUAAGGAGAAUAAAUUUUUCUUUCAAAAAAAGCCGGGCAAAUAUGUCUUUUAUUUAUCCGGAUGCGAAAAGAGACGGAACAACUGAGGAUCACCAUGGAGUAAAGGUUAUUGAUCCGUAUAGAUGGCUUGAAGAUCCUGAUGCAGAUGAAACCAAAGAAUUUGUGAAAGCUCAAAAUGAUAUAACAGUUCCUUAUUUAGAAAAUUGUCCAGUUAGAGAGAAGCUUAAAGAGCGAAUUAAGAGUAUGUGGAACUUUCCUAAAUAUAGCUGUCCAUUCAAGGAAGGGGAGAAUUAUUAUUAUUUUUAUAACACUGGAUUGCAGAACCAAAGUGUUUUAUAUAAGCAGAAGACAUUAGAAAGUGAACCAGAAAUAUUUUUGGAUCCAAAUGAAAUGUCCAAAGAAGGAUUGAUAAGCAUACCUUUCUAUGAAUUUUCAGAAAAUGGUGAAUAUCUAGCUUAUGGAAUCAGUGAAAGUGGUUCAGAUUGGCAAAAGAUAAAGAUAAAGAAGGUAUCUAAUGGUGAAGAAUUUCCAGAGACAAUAGAGAAAGUAAAGUUUUCAGCUCUUUCAUGGACACAUGAUAAUAAAGGAUUUUUUUAUUCAGGAUAUCCAGAUGCUGAAAACGGUGUUGAUGGAACUGAAACCACUUCUUUGGAAAACCAUAAAUUAAUUUAUCAUAAGAUUGGAACAGAUCAAUCUCAAGAUGUUGUUUGUGUUGAGUUUCCUGAGCACCCUAAAUGGAUGACUUCUGCAUCUGUUAGUCACUGUGGCCAAUAUGCUGUUUGCAGUGUUGCAGAAACUUGUAAAAACAAUAUGGUUUACAUAUGUGAUUUAAAGACUCUCCCUAAUGGAAUAUCUGGUCUUCUACCUUUAAAAUGUAUAAUUGAUAAUAUGGAAGCUGAAUAUAGUUAUGUUACAAAUGAAGGAACAACUUUUACUUUUAGAACUGAUAGAAAGAGUCCCAUGUAUAGAUUAGUUAACAUCGACUUCAAUAAUACCAGUGAAGACAAUUGGAAGGAUUUAAUGCCUGAACACCCAAAAUAUGUUUUAGAAUGGGCAGAAUGUGUUGAUAACGAUAAGCUUUUUGUGUGCUACAUUGAAGAUGUAAAAAGUCAACUACAUUUACAUGAUCUGAAAACAGGAAAAUUCAUUCACAAUUUUCCGUUAGAAGUUGGAACCAUCACAGGCUGCUCUGGAAAGAAAAAGCUGAGCGAGGUUUUCUUUCGAUUUGUCUCUUUCUUGACUCCUGGAAUUAUUUAUCGUUGUGAAUUAAAAGAAGAUUUAAAUCACAAGGAGUUUAGAACAAUUAAAGUUGAAGGUUUUGAUGCCUCAAAGUUUCAGACUACCCAAGUGUUUUAUCCAAGCAAAGAUGGUACAAAAAUUCCAAUGUUUAUCAUUCAUUCUAAGGAUUUUGUUAGAGAUGGCACUGCUCCAGCAUUUCUGUAUGGCUAUGGAGGUUUCAAUAUCAGCUUGUUACCUCAUUUUAGUGUCACCAGGUUAAUAUUUUCUCAAAAUUUCAAAGGUGUUCUUGCUUUACCAAAUCUCAGAGGAGGAGGAGAGUAUGGUGAGAGUUGGCAUUCUGCCGGAAAACUACUUAACAAGCAAAAUGUGUUUGAUGAUUUCCAAGCUGCUGCGGAGUAUUUGAUUGAAAAUAAAUACACAAAUUCAAAAAAAUUAACUAUAAAUGGAGGUUCUAAUGGAGGUUUGUUGAUUGGUGCAUGUAUUAAUCAAAGACCAGAGCUGUAUGGAUGUGCAUUAGCUCACUGUGGAGUGAUGGACAUGCUGAGGUUUCAUAAAUUUACAAUCGGCAGUGCUUGGAUAUCAGAUUAUGGCAAUCCUGAUGAAGAGAAAAAUUUUCAUAAUUUACUUAAAUAUUCUCCACUGCACAAUGUCCGUGUGCCUAAAGAUGAUCAAGUUCAAUAUCCAGCUGUGCUACUCUUCACUGGUGAUCAUGAUGAUAGAGUUGUGCCACUUCACACUUUAAAAUUGAUAGCUGAGUUACAGUAUAGGAUAGGCAAAAGUCCUAAACAGGUUAAUCCACUCUUGGUUCGUGUAGACACUGAAUGUGGUCAUGGUGCUGGAAAACCUACUGCUAAAAUAAUUGAAGAGCUUACUGAUAUGUAUUGCUUUAUUUAUAACUCACUGGACUUGAAAUAUUACGAUUAAAGCAAGGAUCUGAUUUUAAAGCAACUAAUGUUGACAGGUUUACUCGAGACGAGCACUUGUUUCUUUCUUUUAUAAUUUUCAUGUAAUGAGCCUUUGAAAUAAAAUUUUUCUUUUGUUA
Molecule: messenger RNA, 2407 nt
Organism: Parasteatoda tepidariorum (common house spider)
Lineage: Eukaryota; Metazoa; Arthropoda; Arachnida; Araneae; Theridiidae
Product: prolyl endopeptidase
Biological process (GO): proteolysis
Cellular component (GO): cytosol
Molecular function (GO): serine-type endopeptidase activity; oligopeptidase activity
Source: RefSeq, a predicted model, not a curated record